AUGCUCGUCAUGGUUCACAUUGACGAGAAGUGGUUCUUUCUCACCCAAGUGAACCGGAACACGUCCAAGGUGGGAUCCUCGACGACGAAAGACGUGGGAUGGAAAGAUUGGAACUUGGGCGUUCGUUGA
Molecule: messenger RNA, 129 nt
Organism: Aphanomyces invadans
Lineage: Eukaryota; Oomycota; Saprolegniomycetes; Saprolegniales; Verrucalvaceae
Exons: 2
Coding region: 1-129 (42 amino acids)
Source: RefSeq, a predicted model, not a curated record